CAAGUACAGUCGCCGAGCUCAUGGAGGCCACGAAGAAGUCAAAGCCACGCCCGACUGCCGACGAGCUGUCCUCGAACGACGCCAGCGGUGGUGGGCUGACGGUCGAGCAGAUUUACCAGAAGAAAACGCAAUUGGAGCACAUCUUGCUCCGGCCCGACACUUAUGUCGGAUCGAUCGAACCUGCCGAGCAAACCCUGUGGGUGUAUGACGACGAGAACAGCAAGAUGGUGCAGAAGAAGGUCACAAUUUGCCCAGGCCUGUACAAGAUCUUCGACGAAAUUAUUGUCAACGCGUGCGAUAACAAGCAGCGCGACAGUACCAUGGACACGUUGAAAGUCACGAUCGACUCUGAAAAGGGCGAAAUCAGCGUGUGGAACAACGGCAACGGCAUCCCAGUCGUGAUGCACAAGGAGCACAACGUGUAUGUGCCGGAACUGAUCUUUGGCCAUUUGCUCACGGGCAGCAACUUUGACGACAAGAAGAAAAAGACCACGGGCGGGCGCAACGGCUAUGGAGCAAAGCUGGCCAACAUCUUUUCCAAAGAAUUCGUGGUCGAAACGGCAAGCCGCGAACAAGGCAAGCGAUACCGCCAAGUGUUUUCCGACAACAUGAGCGUGAAAGGCGCGCCGAAGAUCACGUCGUGGUCCAAGAAAGACUUUACGUGCAUCACGUUCACCCCCGACUUUAAGCGCUUCCAAAUGACCGGCUUGGACGACGACAUUGUCGCGCUGUUCAAAAAGCGCGUGUACGACAUCGCGGGCGUCACCGACAAGAGCUUGAACGUGUACUUGAACGAAGAAAAGAUCGCGGUCAAGUCGUUUUCCCAGUACGUGGCGUUGUAUGGCACGGCCGACGUGAUUUUCGACAAACCCGACGAACGGUGGCAAGUGGGCCUCGGUUUGAGCGACGACGGGUUCCAGCAAGUGAGUUUUGUCAAUGGCAUUUGCACGACCAAGGGUGGCCAGCACGUGAACUACCUGGCGGACCAAAUCACUACCAAGUUGAUUGCCGUGGUGAAGAAGCGCAACAAAGGCGAGGCGGUGAAACCCGCCUACAUCAAGAACCACCUUUGCCUGUACGUGAGCGCGCUGAUUGACAACCCAGCAUUUGACUCCCAGACGAAAGAGACACUGACCACACGCCCACCGUCGUUUGGGUCGACGUAUACACUUAGCGAAAAGUUCAUGAAAGCCGUGGAAAAGAGUGGCCUCGUCGAGAACAUCCUGUCGUUUGCCAAGCUCAAGCAAACGGCGGAACUAAAAAAGACGUCUGGAACCAAGAGCGUCAAGCUGACGGGCAUUUCAAAGUUGGACGAUGCGAACUUUGCCGGGAGUGCGAAGGGGAAGGACUGCACGCUGAUCUUGACCGAAGGCGAUUCCGCCAAGGCGUUGGCGAUGAGUGGCUUGGCCGUCGUGGGGCGCGACUACUACGGCGUGUUUCCACUCAAGGGCAAACUGCUCAACGUCCGAGAAGCGUCCCACAGCGUGAUUGUCAAGAACGAAGAAAUCCAAAACAUCGUCAAGAUCCUCGGGUUGAAGUAUGGCACCACGUACGACUCGACCAAGUCGCUGCGCUACGGGCACUUGAUGAUCAUGGCCGAUCAAGACCACGAUGGAAGUCACAUCAAGGGGCUCGUGAUCAAUUUCAUCCAUCACUUCUGGCCGUCGCUCAUGGGGUUGGACAACUUUGUGCAGGAGUUUAUCACGCCCAUUGUCAAAGCGACCAAGGGCAACCGCAGCGAAGUGUUUUACACGAUUCCGGAAUACGAAGCCUGGCGCGGCCAAAUGAACAACGCCAAGGGGUGGUACAUCAAGUACUACAAGGGGCUCGGGACCAGUAAGCCCGAAGAAGCGAGGGAGUACUUUAGCGACUUGAACACGCAUCAAAUCGGGUUUACGUACAACGGAGAGCCCGAUGGCGAUGCAAUCGACAUGGCGUUCUCAAAGAAGCGCGUGGAAGACCGCAAGGAGUGGCUGCGCGCAUUCGUGCCUGGAACCUUUGUCGACUAUGCCGUUCAAGACAUGCCGUACACCGAGUUUGUCAACAAGGAAUUGAUUCUGUUUUCCAUGGCGGACAACAUCCGAUCCAUCCCGUCCAUGGUAGACGGAUUCAAGCCCUCGCAGCGAAAAGUCUUGUUUUCGUGCUUUAAACGCAACCUCAAAAAAGAGAUCAAAGUCGCGCAACUGUCGGGGUACAUUUCAGAGCAUUCAGCGUACCAUCACGGCGAAGUGAAUCUCCACGGCACCAUCAUCGGCAUGGCCCAAAACUUCGUUGGAAGCAACAACAUCAACUUGCUGGCACCCAACGGCCAGUUUGGGACGCGACUCAUGGGGGGCAAGGAUGCCGCCAGUGCUCGUUAUGUGUUUACAAACUUGGAGUAUAUCACCCGCCUUGUCUUCAAUCCGUUGGACGAUGCCAUCUUGAACUACCUGGAAGACGAAGGCCAGUCCAUUGAACCCCAGUGGUACAUGCCGAUCAUCCCCAUGUCCCUUGUCAACGGCAGCGACGGCAUCGGAACUGGGUGGUCGUGCGGUAUUCCCAACUACAACCCGCUGGAUGUGAUUGAGAACUUGCGCCGACGAAUUCAAGCCGAGCCGAUGAACAGCAUGGUUCCUUUUUACCGCGGGUUUAAGGGAGACAUCGUCCAGAAGGGAGGCACCGACAACUUUUUGGUGCAAGGCAAGUUCGAAGUGAUCGACGACAGCACGAUCGUGAUCUCCGAGCUUCCCGUGAAGACGUGGACGCAAUCGUACAAGCAGUACUUGGAAACGCUGCUGGAAGCGAACACCAUCAAGGACUUCAAGGAGAACCACACGGACACGACCGUGCUGUUCACGGUGAUCUUGUCUCCGGAAUCCCUCGCGGCGAUUCAAAACGCCCCAGGUGGAAUCCCCAAAAAGUUUAAGUUGGAGUCGUCGCUUGCCAUCUCAAACAUGCACUUGUUCGAUUCGAACGGCCAAAUCAAGCACUACAGCUCGCCGUUGGACAUCAUUGAAGAGUUUUACGGACUGCGACUGGAGCACUACGGGUUUCGCAAGGCCGCGAUCUUGAAACGAUUGGAGCACGACAUCCUGGUCCUGUCCAACAAGAUGCGAUUCAUUUUGGCUGUGAUCGAAGGCGAGCUGAUCGUGAACAAUCGCAAGAAGAAGGAGCUGCUCGAAGAACUCCGCAAACAAAAGUACGACCCGAUGCCCAAGAACGUCACCGCUCCCACGGUCGCUGCCGCCGGCGAAGAGGAACAACCUGCCCCCGAGGAUGACGAUGAAGACAACGUUGGCGUUUCCGCAAAGGAUUACGACUACCUGUUGUCGAUGGCACUGUGGAGCUUGACUGCAGAACGGGUGCAGAACCUACGAAACGACCUCGAGGCCAAGAACGAAGAGCGCGAUGUGGUGUUCGCGACCACCCUGGAAACCAUGUGGCUCAAGGACCUGGACGAGUUGGAAGUCGGGUUGGGCAAGGACGAAGAGAACCGACUGGCCCAAGAGCACUCGACCAAGAAGCAAGCUGGGAAAGCCACCAGUGGGAAGAGCCAAACCAAGCGCAAACCCGCGGCGAAGAAAAAGUCAGCGAAAGAGUCCGACACCGACUCGGGGUCGGACUUUGAACUGGCAAAAUCCAAAGCCAAGAAGGCCAAAGUCGUGGACGAGAAGCCCAAAAUCAAGACACAAUUUGGUGCGGAAAAGCCGCUGUCGACAGUGUGGAAGAAACCGCAAGCCAUCGUGAAAAAGGAAGGCAAAGCGCCCAAGAAAGAACGGACUGCCUCCAGCGAGCCCAAGCCGGCAAAAGUGUUUAAGUUGUUUGAAAAGAAGCAAGCGAUUGUCGAAUCUAGCGAAGACGAGGAAGUGUUGUCCUUGGCGGAACGAUUGAAGCGACGUGCGAUGGCGGAAAAGAAGGUCGACUCGGACGAAGACGACGUGUUCAGCGUGCCCACAGCGCAGAAAGUCGGGGCGAAAACCAUGCCAUCCAUUGCACAAGCGGAUUCCGACGACGAGUUUUCAUUCGCGGCAUCGGCGAAGAAAACUGCCCCGGCACUGAAAAAAGCACCGGCUGCCAAGAAACCCACGCCGAAACCAAAGGUGGCCAAGAAGAAGGCUGUCGAAUCCUCGCCCGUCGACAAGCCAAAGAAAAGGCCCGUGUCUGUCGAUUCAGAUGACGACACGUUCAAGUUUUCCGACUCGGAGCCAGUGACCAAGAAGCUGCCUGCGCCCAAGGCCAAAGCAUCGAAACCUGCUUCGGGUAUGACAUUGCACGUAGCAAGGACACCCACCACAUUGUUCUCGUAGGCACCGCGGCCAAACGUAAGACUGACAAGGCCCCCAGUUCCCCAAAGAAGAAAAAGCAAAAGCAACCGACAUGGAGCGACGAUGAGUCGAGCGCCGACGACGACGACGACGUGCAUGAACCUGUGGAGCCAAAGGAACGGCCUGGCAGAGCCGCCCGAGCCACCAAGCAAGUCGUGUAUAAACUCGACUCGUCCGACGAAGAGCAAGACGCCGCGAGCGACUUUGAAGAUGACGCGAACGACUCGGAGUAGUAGUCCUUACAGUAAUAGAGUUUCCAUUUGUAUUGUAAA
Messenger RNA from Aphanomyces astaci, 4576 nucleotides. RefSeq lists its product as hypothetical. Gene Ontology annotation, cellular component: nucleus. NCBI's taxonomy places the organism in Eukaryota, Oomycota, Saprolegniomycetes, Saprolegniales, Verrucalvaceae. Gene Ontology annotation, molecular function: DNA binding; DNA topoisomerase type II (double strand cut, ATP-hydrolyzing) activity; ATP binding. The record is from RefSeq and is a predicted model, not a curated record. Bases 21 to 4286 code for a protein of 1421 amino acids. Gene Ontology annotation, biological process: DNA topological change; sister chromatid segregation; resolution of meiotic recombination intermediates. The transcript has 9 exons.